AUGUUGUACUCACAGGAGCAGGAUUCCUUUGGAGGGACCUUUGACAAGGCUCAGUCUUUUGUGGGCAUGAUUCUGCGACGUGCACAUGUGGGACAAAAUUUCACAGGAAAUAUGCUGGUCUUCCCGGAAGAAACACCUGUAAGUCAUUUCAGAAGCUUCGUUCCCAGCCAGAACCUGGGAGCAGUCACUGUGUGCCUGAGGUAUUUCACAGACCUCACCAGAGAGUUCAGCUUUUUCUCUUCGUCCACACGCACAUUUAGUGAUGAAUUUCUCAUUUACAAGAUGUCAGCGAGAGAUGAAAUAAAUGUGCGCAUAAAAGAUGUGGACACAAUCUUUACGGGGCAGGAUUUUCAGAUAAACAGGUGGCAGUCACUCUGUACUACAUGGGAAGCAGCCUCUGGUGUGGUGCAGCUGUGGAUCGAUGGAAAACCUUCAACUAUAAAAUCUGCCUCUAAGGCCAACAUCAUGGAGUCCAUGAUCAUUGUGAUUGGACAGGACCAGGAUACCAAUGGGUCGGGCUUCGACCAGGCUCAGUCUUUUGUGGGCAUGGUCAGUGACGUGAACAUGUGGAACUAUGUGCUCUCUCCACACCAGAUAGACUGCUAUAGUCGGAAGUGCAACUUUACAGUUGGAAAUUUACUUAACUGGAAGUCCAUGGACUUUCAGAUCGUAGAAAGAGUUUUGAUCCAGAAAGAACAAAAUAAUUGUGAAUAA
Molecule: messenger RNA, 714 nt
Organism: Boleophthalmus pectinirostris (great blue-spotted mudskipper)
Lineage: Eukaryota; Metazoa; Chordata; Actinopteri; Gobiiformes; Gobiidae
Product: C-reactive protein-like
Exons: 4
Coding region: 1-714 (237 amino acids)
Source: RefSeq, a predicted model, not a curated record